Molecule: messenger RNA, 2442 nt
Organism: Penicillium canescens
Lineage: Eukaryota; Fungi; Ascomycota; Eurotiomycetes; Eurotiales; Aspergillaceae
Product: beta-glucosidase
Exons: 2
Coding region: 1-2442 (813 amino acids)
Biological process (GO): glucan catabolic process
Molecular function (GO): beta-glucosidase activity
Source: RefSeq, a predicted model, not a curated record
AUGGCUAUCACUCAGCUUGUGCUCUCGGGCCUGUUGGCUGCCACAGUGGUCAACGGCCAAUCAUUUGAUGGAACAUCUCGAAGUGAAUCUGCCUUCAGUUAUGUUCAGCCUAAGAACACUACUAUCCUGGGCGCUUAUGGACACUCCCCUGCUGUUCUUCCCUCGCCCAAUGCUACCGGAUCAGGCGGCUGGGAUGAAGCCUUCUCCAAAGCCCAACAAUUCGUAGCCAAGCUGACUAUUGAAGAGAAGGCUGACAUGGUUACCGGUCAGCCAGGACCAUGCGUGGGAAACAUUGUUGCCAUUCCUCGUCUGGGCUUCCCUGGUCUUUGCUUGCAAGACGGCCCUUUGUCCAUCCGAGUGGCCGACUAUGCUAGUGUCUUUGCCGCUGGUGUCACCGUGGCAUCCACAUGGGACAGAGACCUUCUCUAUAAGCGAGGCUACGCGAUGGGCCAAGAGUUCAAAGCAAAGGGUGCCCAUAUUGCCCUCAGUCCCGUGGCUGGCCCCCUCGGACGCUCUGCCUACGCGGGCCGCAACUGGGAAGGCUUCGCAGCCGACCCUUACCUGACAGGUGUUGCCAUGGAGAGAACCAUUCGUGGUCACCAGGACGCUGGCGUGCAAGCCACAGCGAAGCACUUCAUCGGUAACGAACAAGAGACACAGCGUAACCCUACCUACGACUCCAAUGGCACAAUCACAGACGUCAUUCAGGAGGCCGUGUCCGCCAACAUCGAUGACCGAACCAUGCACGAACUGUACUUGUGGCCGUUUGCCGAUGCGGUCCGUGCCAGAGCCUCCAGCUUCAUGUGCGCGUACCAGCGCUUAAAUGGCUCCUACGCCUGUGAGAAUUCUAAGGCCCUCAAUGGCUUGCUAAAGGAGGAGCUCGGCUUCCAGGGCUACGUUAUGUCUGACUGGGGUGGCACUCAUUCCGGUGUCGCCUCUAUUGAGGGCGGUCUCGACAUGAACAUGCCCGGUGGGCUCGGUCCGUAUGGCAUGAUUCCCGAAGCCGGCUCGUUCUUCGGCAAGAAUGUUACCUAUGCAGUCAACAACGGAACUGUGGAUGAGUCUCGCGUCGAUGAUAUGAUUGUUCGUAUCAUGACACCUUACUAUUGGCUCGGCCAGGACGAGGAUUACCCCGAUGUGGACCCAUCCUCUGCUGACCUCAACACUUUCUCGCCCCGGUCGACCUGGUUGCGCGAGUUUAACCUCACUGGCGAGCGAAGCCGUGAUGUCCGUGGAAACCAUGCCAAGUUGAUCCGCAAGCUCGCAGCUGAGGCAACCGUUCUGCUAAAGAACGAGAACAGUGCCCUGCCUCUGAAAGCCCCUAAGAGCAUCGCUGUCUUUGGUAAUGAUGCUGGUGAGAACACCAUGGGUCCUGUCAACCAAGCGACUUUCGAAUAUGGCACUCUCGGUUCCGGUGGUGGUUCCGGAACUGGACGCUUCACAUAUCUCGUCUCCCCGCUAGAUGCUGUGAAGACUCGCGCAAAGGAGGACAACUCGCUUGUGCAAUACUGGCUGAACAACACCCACAUCGCCACUUCGACCGUCAGUAGCUUCUGGCCCUCCACUCCCGACGUCUGCCUUGUUUUCCUCAAGACCUGGGCCGAAGAAGGUGCGGACCGUGAGCACCUGUCAAUCGACUACGAGGGCAACGACGUGGUCGAGUCCGUCGCUAAGUCUUGCAACAACACUAUCGUUGUCACCCACUCCUCUGGCAUCAAUGUCCUCCCCUUCGCCGGCAACCCCAAUGUCACCGCCAUCCUUGCCGCACACUACCCAGGCCAGGAGUCCGGUAACUCAAUUGUCGACGUUCUCUACGGAGACGUCAACCCUGCCGGACAUCUGCCCUACACUAUCGCCAAGAAUAGCAGCGACUACAACGCCCCGCCUACCACCGAGGUGUCCACCAAGGGCGCUGACGACUGGCAAUCCUGGUUUGACGAGAAGCUCGAAAUCGACUACCGCUACUUCGACGCCCAGAACAUCUCCGUUCAAUACGAAUUUGGCUUCGGUCUCUCAUACACCACCUUCAACGUCUCCGACAUCCAAGCCGAGGCCGUGGUUGACUCUAUCUCCUCUAUUCCCGAGGAGCGGCCCAUCCAGCCCGGCGGAAACCCCGCCCUCUGGGAAACACUCUACGAUGUGACCGUCUCGGUUACCAACUCCGGCGACGUCAAGGGUGCAACAGUUCCCCAGCUGUACGUCACCUUCCCCGACAGUGCUCCUGAGGGAACACCACUCAAGCAGCUUCGCGGCUUUGAGAAGGUAUCCCUCGGACCCGGCGAGUCGCGCGAUGUCAGCUUCGAGCUGAUGCGCAGGGACUUGAGCUACUGGGAUAUCGUCUCGCAGAAGUGGCUCAUCCCUGAGGGUGAAUUCACGCUUCGUGUUGGUUUCAGCAGCAGGGACCUCAAGGAGGUCACCAAAAUUACUCCUGUUUCUGCUUGA